AUGAAGCCACCAGUACGGGCUUGUACCAACUGUGUCCGAGCAAAGACCAAAUGUACUCCCCAGGACUCCGGGCCGUGUGAAAGAUGCGUCCGGUUGAUGAAGCCCUGCCAGCCAUCCCCGCCCGUACGUAAGCGCCGGACGGGGACUAAAGCUUCGGCAAAGGAUGUGCAGAAGCUGGAGGAGAAACUGGAUGGGCUGGUCAAUAUCCUCAGAUCUGCGACCCAGCCGGGCUUGUUGAACGGGGCCGUCUCCGCGGGGCAUGUAGUUUCGAGCCAUGCAGAAUCUGUAUCUUUGUCGACGCCUCUAGCUCAAGGCGCACCUAUUACUCCGGCCAGCUCGAUCGGACAUCCUGAAACCGUCGCUCAGACUUUCGAGCCCAAUGACAGCGAUGCAGCUUCGUAUCUGAAUCGGUUUCGUUCCGACUUCAUCGGCCACCUGCCCUUUCUUGUCAUCCCAGCCUCUCUGACAGCGACUCAGCUACGUCAGGAGAGUCCACUGCUCUGGCUAGCGAUCAUGACUGUUGCGUCCACCCGCACCAUGCAGCAGAGAGGCUUGUCUAAGCAGAUUCGAGAGCGAUUCGGCCGCGAGGCCUACGUAGAGGGGACCAGGAACAUUGACUUUCUCUUGGCCGUUCUAGUGUAUACUACCUGGGACCAUCACUACUCCUUUGACAAGCCGAUCUUCACCAGUUUGCUACAGCUGGCUAUCGCGAUUCUCUAUGACCUCGGUCUGGACAAGCCGCCGUCCCAGGACCCCGGUCUUCUACUCAGCUAUGACCUGAAAGGCAACAGUCGGCCGUCCCGUUGCUCCCGGUUGCCCUCUAUGGAAGAACGCAGAGCGUUGCUCGGCUGCUAUCUCGUGAGCUUCACGUCAAAUCUCUCACGAAACGGUGAGCCUCUUCAGUGGACACCCUAUUUCGACGAGUGUCUUCGUGUCGUCGAAGAACGAAACGAAUCGGCGAACGAUGCCUUGCUGGUACAGCUGGUCAAACUGCGACUCAUCACUGCAAAAGCAAUGGACCCGGGGACAAACCCGACUGAUGCCCACUUCAUGCGGCCAUCAGCCUCCUUUUAUUUACAGUCACUUCAAAGACAGGUCCAUGACUUCAGAUCACGCAUUCCCUCCGAGCUAGCCGAUAACAAAAUCCUGCAAAUGGAGCUGCUAAACACGGAGAUGAUGAUCUAUGAAGUUGGCUUCUCUUCCCCAGAUCUCUUCCCCCCCCAGUCAAAUCAACACUUCGAGUGCCUGUUUGCCUGCCUGCAGACCAUCAAGUCCUGGACGGACACUGUCCUCACCUUUCGGCCCGAAGAAUAUGUCGGGUUUACCUGCUUGAUAUGUUCCAACAUGGCGCGUAGUCUGGUGAACCUGUAUCGUCUCACCACGUGCGACUAUCCCGUAUGGGACCGCAAGCUGGUGCAGGAAUCGGUAGAUGUGUCGUCGGUGCUGGAAAUCGCAGCACAGCGCUUUUCCCAGGUCAAAGAUGCGGCUGGACUCGAUCCAGAGGGCUCCGAGCAUCUCGAUUUCUUCAUGAUCAUGGCGGCGAAAAUGCAGGCUAUGAAGAUGUCCUGGGAUACGGUCAUCGUCCCGACCACAGCAGACUCGUGGACUCCAUCCGCGGAUGACCUGGAAAUGUUCUCCAACGAAUUCCUCACGAUGUGGAAUUGGUGA
Molecule: messenger RNA, 1668 nt
Organism: Aspergillus ibericus CBS 121593
Lineage: Eukaryota; Fungi; Ascomycota; Eurotiomycetes; Eurotiales; Aspergillaceae
Product: Zn(II)2Cys6 transcription factor
Exons: 4
Coding region: 1-1668 (555 amino acids)
Biological process (GO): regulation of DNA-templated transcription
Cellular component (GO): nucleus
Molecular function (GO): transcription cis-regulatory region binding; zinc ion binding; DNA-binding transcription factor activity, RNA polymerase II-specific
Source: RefSeq, a predicted model, not a curated record